AUGUUCUUCGAUAGUGCUCUUGUAUUAUGGUUGAUCAUUGUCAUUACUGUCAAUGAAACACUAGGUGUUUCAUAUAAUCUACCGAAACUUUGUUCAAACGCAACUUGGAAUGGAAACGCUUUAACUUUUGCUAAUAAAACAACAGUUCAUGAAGAGAUGUAUGGCCUGUUUGUGGAUACGAAUAACACAGUUUAUACCUUUGAUUAUAAAACUGUGGAGAUACUAGUAUGGGAAAAUGGUAAUCGCGAGCCAACGAGAAGAGCUAUCGACUCUAACUUGUAUUUAUAUAGCAUCUUUGUGACAGAAAUAGGUAAUAUUUACGUUAGUUAUUCUAAUAAAAAAAAUAAAAAUUAUGCAAUUGGUCAAUUCACCCCAUCUAAUGGUACUCUUACUAAUGUUCUGGACACCGAAGACGCGUGUGGCUGUAUUUUUAUUGAUACUAAUAACAGUUUAUAUUGUUCAAUGUAUGACAGCCAUAAAGUUAUUAAAAAAUGGUUGAAUCUGUCAUCCGGGAAAAUGGAAACUGUGGCCGGUACAGGCGGAGACGGUGAUGGACCAAAGGAACUUAAAAAGCCUUGGGGAAUUUUCGUCGACAUAAAUUUCGAUCUAUAUGUCGCGGAUAGCGAAAACAAUCGCAUUCAGCUGUUCAAAUCUGGAAACUUAAUUGGAAUAACAAAAGUUGGAAAGAAAUCCAAAAAUAAGACAUUUAAUCUUAACUGGCCAACAGGUGUUAUUCUCGAUGCAGAAAAAAAUCUUUUUAUUUCAGAGUGGGAAAACAGUCGUAUAAUCGGUUCCGAUAAAAAUGGUUUUCGCUGUAUUGCUGCAUGCGAUGGAAAAGGUUCUGGAUCCGAACAGCUGAAGGAACCUAGUGCUCUCAGCUUCGAUUCUUAUGGAAAUAUAUAUGUCAUUGACUAUCACAACGAGAGGAUUCAAAAGUUUCUUUUGUCAACCAAUUCUUGCAAUUAUACCACGACGGCUUCAUCUAUGACUACUGCCAUAUCAACAACACGAUCUGAACCGAUUUCAGCCUCCUCACCGGUGCAAUCAACUGGUCUUCAGACCACAGCACAAUCAACGCGAGACAAAACAACAUCACUACUACAAUUGUUUCUAUCAAUUACUAGUGUCAGUAACUUGAUGACACCAUCGACACAUCAUGCGCUUGAAUCGAGCACAGUAGGCGUCUCUACCUUGGUCACCUCUUCACCAACCUCAUCUGAAACACGGCAAACUCCAACAAGCGAUAUUCGAUCAAGUGAAAUAUCAUCGACAUUAUCUCAAACAUCACAAAUGCUAUCGACUGAAAAGAUUAAAUCCAGCGCAGUUCCAUCAUCAACUUCUGGAAUAAAUGCUCCGACAACAUCUGAUGGAAAGCCUACAAGUGUCACACCAAAGGAAACUCACGUUGAUGAACUCGUACUCAUAUUUGAACCAAUUCCAUGUCCCGAUUCAACAAAACUUGGAAAAUAUUGCAAUUCUUCCGCUUCAAUAUGCGACUUGCGAAAGCCUUGUUUAAAUGAUGGAAAUUGUACUAAUACUAAUAAUAAUCAAGAUUACACUUGUUUAUGUCCUGCUGGAUUCACUGGUAAUCAUUGUGAAACCAAAGAUGGACCAUGCAAAGUCAAUACUUGUAUUAACGGCGCAUGCAACGAAACAUCCGACAAAGAAUUUUACUGUACAUGCACACCCGGAUGGGAAGGAUUACAUUGUGAUCGAAAAAUUGAUUAUUGUAAAAAUGUAACAUGCAUGAAUAAUGGCAUUUGUCGUUCUUCACAUCCUAAUUACACAUGUGAUUGUCUUGGCAGCAGCUAUUAUGGUCGACACUGUGAAUUCACGACCACAAAACUUGUUGUCUACAAAAUGAUAUCAAAAUCAUUUGCUUAUAUUGCUAUUAUUGCGAUAGUAUCGGUGAUCUUAUUUGUGGUUAUUAUGGACAUUUUAAAAUAUGUCUUUGGUAUUGAUCCAACCCGCGAAGAAUUGCAACGCAUUCGUCGCGAAAAACGUGCAAAAAGACGUCGACCGGUAGUUCAAAAGUUCGUCUAUGUUAAUCCAACAUCGCUGCCAUCACAAGCAGAAGAUUCAAGCAGCAAUACUCAUGAGGAAACUACUGUUUAA
Adineta ricciae is the source of this 2115-nucleotide messenger RNA. The record is from the annotation of a GenBank genome assembly. Lineage: Eukaryota; Metazoa; Rotifera; Eurotatoria; Adinetida; Adinetidae.